Molecule: messenger RNA, 2304 nt
Organism: Paralichthys olivaceus (Japanese flounder)
Lineage: Eukaryota; Metazoa; Chordata; Actinopteri; Pleuronectiformes; Paralichthyidae
Source: RefSeq, a predicted model, not a curated record
UCCCUCUCUCCUUCUGUCUCUCCGUCAGAUCUGGGACAUCCGCUCUCUGGAGUGCGUCCACGUCCUCCAGACCAGUGGCGGCAGCGUCUACUCCAUCGCCGUCACCAACCACCACAUCGUCUGUGGCACCUACGAAAACCUCAUCCACGUUUGGGAUAUUGAGUCCAAAGAGCAGGUGCGGACCCUCACAGGUCACGUGGGAACAGUUUAUGCUCUCGCUGUCAUCUCCACCCCGGACCAGACCAAAGUGUUCAGCGCCUCCUACGAUCGUUCCCUCAGGGUGUGGAGCAUGGAUAACAUGAUCUGCACCCAGACUCUGCUCAGACACCAGGGCAGUGUAACGGCUCUGGCUGUCUCCAGGGGGCGCCUGUUCUCCGGAGCCGUCGACAGCACCGUCAAGGUGUGGACCUGCUAAACGAACUUCUGGCUCUCAGUUGAGUUCAGACUUCACAUCCCAUCAAAGUUUCCGUGAGGUUUCCUCGUCCACGCCCGUUUCUUUGAUUGUGAUUUAACAGCCGCAGACCAACAGUAACCACCACCGCCAUCGAGCUGCAUUGGAACUAUUUUACUGAGUGUUGCUUUUAAAACGUCAAACAGUCCCACGCGUUGACCCCGACCUUCAGGGCGGCAGGUCAGCUCCACGUCACGCUCUCUGUGACUCAGUGCAUUAUGGGGCAAAAUAAGACGAGCUGCCUUAACGGUUGCAACGCCAAAUCUGAGAUUGAAUGAGCGCUGUAAUCAGAGCGGGAAGCAGAGAGGAUUAUGGGUAGUAGAUGGUCCUGUCUGCUUCCUGCAGAUACACCUGCCAUUUAAGAACUGUACUGACGAUGCCUAAUGUAAACUGUCCACACGUGUAACGGCUGGUUUCACAAACGUGGAGUGACGCAGCGCUCGCUCCAAAUCUUUCAUGUUCUGUGACUUUUAAAUCCCAGAAUCCACCAAAUCACAGACGAGUCAAACAUUUUAAAGGAGACAUUCAAAUUAAAAUCAAGUUAUUUGAUGCAGUAGCAGCAGUUUUAUGCUGAAAUGAACGCAAACAGUGAUUUUUUAUGCGUCUGAGGUUAUCGAGCCCGACCCAGACAAUCUGAAGGUUGUCGCUCCCUGGACGGGGUCAGGGGUCAAAGGUGCCAGCUUCAAAAAUCCAGUAUUUGUCGGGCUAUAGUAACCAUGACAACACGUAUGCAGGUCACCCAGUGAUUGUAGGAUCACCGUCACAUUAACUGUACAAGACGCAUCUCUUUGGUCCCGUUUCUUUUAACUCACCGUCAAGUUAGGUUUUUAUCAUUGUCGGUUAUUUUUUUCCCGAAAGCGGCAGCAGAGGCAGCGAUAACUUCUGCUGUCACUCACCUGACUUUCACUCUAAAGCUGCGCUCACGCCAAACGCAGACGAAAUAUUUGCGGAGCUACUCGUGAGCCACUGACACAUCAGCCUGCGUGUGACCUGGCCGUCGCUUGUGUCGCCUGGUGUGUUCACCGCCUCUGCUUUGACUUCUUAAGUAAUCUAUUCGUGUGAAAUAUUCCUAAACAAAGCAGAAGUAAAACAACAUGACUUGUGAAAGUGACCUGACGUUUGCGACCACUGUUGAUUCAGAUCAGAGCAGCUGGUGUGUUAAUAACAAGCAUCGAGACAUUUCCAGAGAAGUUUCCUUUUCUCUCUUACUCACGUCAACAUUUCUGUCGCUCAGUUUUGUGAAACCAGCCUUUAUAAAAACUCCUUUUCAUAACAAGUGAAGACUUAAGAGAGAGAAUGACAGAUCUAUAGAUUUACUGAGUUUUAUAUUAGUGCCAUGAUAGAGCUGUGUUCAGAGCCUCUCGACGGUUGUACAGUUGUGUAAAGUAACGUGCCGAGUCGUGGACGUGUGCCCAUUACGAUGACUCACGCCGGCCUGGUCGCCAGAGAGACAGGCGGUGAGGAGGAGACGUCAGUGUGCAUGUAUGUGUCUGUUGUCGUGUACAUGGGUGCGUGUUUCAAUGAGUGCCAUACGUGUGGAUGAGACGUUAAGAAAGACUGUAAUGACUCAUAUUUCUCUCUCCUGAUCCCCCGAACACUUUCAGACCGCAGCGCUCGACGAAGCGAAGGCAGCCGGGGAACUGGGUGUGGUUUUAGACGAUCACAUGAUCACAAGAGUAUUACGUUUUCAUUUCAACACACAUCUGGACGCCACUUCCUGUAGCCUCGGAGAUAAGGGCGGGGGAGGGGAGAGAGAGUUUUCCUCACUGGUCGGUGUCAGUGAUUUCUUGUAAACUUGUAACCAUGUUAAGCCUGAGUUGAUCAUCGAUCAAUAAAACUGUUGUACACUUUGA